UUCUUUUCCCUGCUUUUUAAGCCACUAUCUAUCUCUCUCUCUCUCUCUCUCACACACACACACCUUCCUUUUUUGUAUACUCCUCAAAUCAAAUAAUAUGACACCAUACUUCUAUUUUAUGUGCUUAAAUUGUCUGUGUUUCAACAUCUUUCACAAAAGCACAACAUAGUUUGAUCAUGGAAGGAGUUGAUGAGACGACAAGUUCUUGGCCACAGGAGAGAAGAACAAGGCAUCGCAAGCUCGGCCGGUCCCUAAACUGUCCCCGCUGUAAUUCUGGCAACACCAAAUUCUGCUACUACAACAACUACAGCCUCUUGCAGCCACGCUAUUUCUGCAAGACUUGCCGGAGAUACUGGACUGAAGGAGGGGCACUCAGAAACAUACCUGUCGGAGGCGGUUCGACAAAGAACAAGAGGCCAUCAUCAACGACGUCCUCAUCAUCGUUGUCGUUGACUUUGUCUGGUCAUUCCAAGAAGCUACCUGAUUUUCCAGCCCUUAAUUCAAUCCCACAGCAAAACUCUAGUCUUGCAACCCCACAAGAAUUCAUGGCUUCGAGCUUUCGUUAUGGGCUCGCGGCAACAACUCCGAUGAUGAGUCCUUUCUUGCCAUUUCAAGGCUAUGCUGCUGCUGCUGGUGGUGGUGGUGGUGGUGGUGGUGGUAGUGAUCAUUUCAGUACAGUUUCUCCAUUUGGGUUCAAUAAUCAUCGUCUUUUACCUGAUGAUGAAACGAUCAGGCCUUCUCUAGGGCAUGGCUGGAUUGGCGGGAGUAAUCCCGGCAGCUUCCAAGGGGUGCAGCAGCCAAAUGCAAAGCCUUUUUCUUUAUUUGAAGACUUGAAGCUGUAGAUGUCAUCUUAGCAGCAGAAAUAAGAUGUAUAAACAUGGGGAUCUACAUAUAUAUAUAAUUGAAAUAUGAUAUGUUCAUCCACAGCCUUUUCCAACUACAAAACUGUUAGAAUCAAAAUGAGUGAAUUCAACGCCA
This is a messenger RNA of Andrographis paniculata, 978 nucleotides long. RefSeq names its product dof zinc finger protein 2. The transcript is spliced from 2 exons. The record is from RefSeq and is a predicted model, not a curated record. Gene Ontology annotation, molecular function: DNA-binding transcription factor activity; DNA binding. Gene Ontology annotation, biological process: regulation of DNA-templated transcription. Lineage: Eukaryota; Viridiplantae; Streptophyta; Magnoliopsida; Lamiales; Acanthaceae. Bases 177 to 842 code for a protein of 221 amino acids.